Messenger RNA from Eptesicus fuscus (big brown bat), 1211 nucleotides. It is a transcript of the gene WHR1, whose product is annotated as serine/threonine kinase 19. Gene Ontology annotation, biological process: positive regulation of Ras protein signal transduction; protein phosphorylation. The record is from RefSeq and is a predicted model, not a curated record. Gene Ontology annotation, molecular function: protein serine/threonine kinase activity. The coding region runs from base 81 to 896 and encodes 271 amino acids. The transcript is spliced from 6 exons. Lineage: Eukaryota; Metazoa; Chordata; Mammalia; Chiroptera; Vespertilionidae.
GCGUCGCCCACGCGCGCGGGUCGCCGGCGUCACCGCGGCGCCGGAGCCUCCGUUCGCGGCCGCGGCGCCGGGUCCGCGACAUGAGCCGGAAGAGGCCGCGCCUGGGCGCGGAGCCGCUGGGGCUGAGGCGGCGGCGCGGAGGCGGGCCCGCCGAGGCCGACCCCCCGAGGGGCGCGGCCGGUGCCCGGGUGUUGGGGGGCGGCGCCCCGCCGGGCAGCCCUCCCCGCCCGGGGUCGGCGCGCGCGGCGGUCGCGGAGCUGGGGCGGCUGUUCCCGCGAGGCCUGUUCGGAGACGCGCUGCCGCCCAUCGCGCUGCGGAGCCAGGUGUACAGCCUCGUGCCCGACCGGACGGCGGCGGACCGGCAGCUGAAAGAACUUCAGGAACAGGGGGAGAUCAGAGUCAUCCAGCUGGGCUUCGACCUGGAUGCCCAUGGGAUUGUUCUCACCGAGGACUACAGGACCAGGGUCCUCAGGGCCUGCGACGGCCGGUCCUAUGCUGGGGCCGUGCAGAAGUUUCUGGCUUUGGUGCUCCCAGCCUGCGGGGACCUUAGCUUCCAGCAGGACCAAAUGACGCAGACCUUUGGCUUCAGGGACACAGAGAUCACGCAGCUGGUCAACGCCGGAGUCCUCACUGUCCGAGAUGCCGGGAGUUGGUGGCUGGCUGUGCCCGGAGCUGGGAGAUUCGUUAAGUGUUUUGUGAAAGGGCGCCAGGCUGUCCUCGGCAUGGUCCGGAAGGCCAAGUACCGGGAGCUACUCCUGUCGGAGCUCCUGGGCCGGCGGGCGCCUGCCUCGGUGAGACUCGGCCUUGCCUACCAUGUACACGACCUCAUCGGGGCCCAGCUGGUGGACUGUGUCUCCACCACUUCUGGGACCCUUCUGCGCCUGCCAGAGACGUGAGGGUCUGCUCACCGCGGCAAGCCUGCCGGAGCCGGCCUGGGGCCAGGCGCGCUGCCCAGUGGUGGCUGAGCCAGGGUCACCUUGGGAAAGCUCGGCCAGGAGGAUGCGCGAUGGACCCGAGGGCGUGCAGUGCCAGGCGUCACCGCUGCUGUUGACCUGGGCUCCGGGCCAGGGCGGGCUUUGGGCAGCGUCUCGGGGGCCUGUGGGCGUGGAGCCAGACCCCAUGCCGGGGCCAUGGCCGCUGCCUCUGGGGCAGCACGGUGCUGCUGUUACUGUCGGGGGAGGAAGGCGGGUGUUCGAGGGGCAGGUGGGGGC